UCACGCGCGAACCAGCGCGUCGGAUUGUCAGCGCCUUCAUGCACCCGGGCUGCAGGCCAGCAAGUCCCCGCUUUGCGCCAUUCGACGCUGUACUUGUGGUAUAUAGGACCCUGCUUCCCAUAAUUUUGUGCGCCACGGGAUACUCAAUCGCGGACUUUAGUUCCGUGGUGCUUUUGUCAAGGUAGUUUGGUUGGCCAAUUGCUUGCGCCGAGGUUCCUGAAAAGAAAGAUCGCGAAGUCAUACCCGGGUGAACUUCAAACGCCAGCUGGAGAGCUUCUGGACUACAACUUCCGUUCUCAUCUGAGGGCAAUACAUCGAUAUUUUCUAUUGUAAGAGAGGAGGAAUUUAGCCCACCAUGUCGCUCUCGCAACGAGUGACGUCGAUAGAGGAGCAUGAGCCGUGGAGUAGAGAGGCAAGCCCGGACUCUAGGCACCGGAAAAUGAGCUUCAACCCAGUCGGCACAUGGACGGAGCAAACUGGCGAAGAACCAACAAUAGGCGCAUUCGAAGUGCCCAAGUGGAAGAGACUGCUCCAGGUCUUACUCGCCGUUAUCUACUGCCUCUUCGCCGCCGGUGUCGUCUUCGGUUACGCCGCGAUAAAACCCGUACUGCUUGAGGAGGGUGUAUACAGAGAUUACUGCACAAAGGAAGAACUGGAUCAAGAUGUACACGUCUGCUACGAACAGGAGCUCCGGCUCAACCUCAUGUUCACGAUUGCCGCUGUAUCCACGAACGUCGUCGCGCUUCCUGUCGGUACAAUCCUCGAUCGCUUCGGACCACGCGUGUGCGGUAUAACUGGGGCGAUAUCUAUAACGAUUGGCGCAUUGCUUUUCGCGUUCGCAAAGGAAUUGCCCCUUGAUGGUUAUAUCCCUGGAUAUCUGUUCAUGGCGUUGGGCGGACCGUUCAUCUUCAUUUCAUCGUUCCAACUCAGUAACACAUUCCCGCAAUACUCUGGACUGAUCUUGGCACUUUUGACUGGAGCUUUCGAUACUUCGAGCGCGAUCUUUCUGAUGUACCGACUUAUCUACCAAGGUACAGACGGUAACUUCUCGAUCAAGAAGUUUUUCCUUAUCUAUCUUAUCGUUCCGGCCUUUAUCCUUGCGGUGCAAGUCCUUUUCAUGCCAUCGGUGUCUUACAAGACAGUUGGUGAACUCGUUACCAGUGCAGAGGAGGAGCAGGUCAUCCACGACUCUGACGACGAGAUUGAAGAUGCCGCGACGGUUCGAAGCAUACAGGAUGCGCGACGAGCACAUCGCGACAGCAUUGUCAGCGAAAUCACAUCUUUGCUUGGCACCAAAGACGGCAAGAAGCAAGCCCAAGAGGAAGACAAGAAGAAGAAUAUCUCAGGUGUUUGGGGAGCGCUACACGGUCGCACCGCCAGCCAACAGAUCCGCACUCCUUGGUUCAUUCUUAUUACACUGUUCACUGUCCUCCAGAUGACGCGUAUCAACUACUUUGUCGCCACAAUCCGGACGCAGUACACUUACCUUUUCCAUGACUACAACAAGGCGGUUGAGAUCAACAACUUCUUCGAUGUUGCACUUCCAGUCGGCGGUGUCUUGUCAGUUCCAUUUAUCGGUCUGCUUCUCGACAACACAAGCACUACCUUUACACUAUCUUUACUCGUCACCGUGGCGACAACUAUCGGAGUACUGGGUGUGAUUCCGGAGACAUGGGCCGCAUACGCCAACAUCAUCCUCUUUGUGCUAUAUCGACCUUUAUACUACACCGCAGUCUCCGAUUAUUCCGCCAAGGUCUUCGGCUUCGCCACCUUUGGCAAAGUCUACGGCCUCAUCAUCUGCCUUGCCGGUGUCCUCAACUUCUCGCAAUCUGCCCUCGACGCUGCUACGCAUAAGACCUUCAAGAACGACCCUGUACCUAUCAACGUCAUCUUGCUCAGCUUGGCGCUGCUUGUCGGUCUCGCACUUGUGGCAUUUGUGUGGCGCAAGAGUCAUAAGAUUCAACGAGAGAACAUUGAAGAGGAGGCUGAGGAAGCGAGGGAGACACUUAUGCCGAAUGCUAGUGAAAUAAAUGGAUACGGAUCGAUGAAUGGAAGUGGGACAGCGAGUCCUGGCGAGGAGGAUAGAGGCAGGAGGAUGUGAAUGUGAGGUGUGUCUUUCCUGGUAUCUAACUUGCUAUUUGCGUUUUCUUUUCUCAGCAUGUAUGGCAUGGCAAGGCGCUGGAUGGAUUUCUGCUGUGCGAUUUUCAAGAACAGGGUCACGCAUGACGAAAUGAGUCGCACGAGUUUUACCGAGAAUGCCAAAUUUGCUAUGAUGAUAGCCCUUCGCUGUGAGUACCUGCGAUAGUAACGAUGUACUAAAGCAUAGGCCAAGGACCGUUUCCAUACAAGAUCAGGCCUCCAGCGGACGCAAGGGCACAUUCUGUAUCGUGGUGGACAGCAACGCUGACUGAUUCGAGGUAGAGACUAUCCGACGACCUUUUCCGCCGCGACGAACUCGAGUGCAUGUAUCACCCUUCAAUUGUAGCCUAAAAUAGAAUUUUGAACCACUGGUUGCGUGGAUUCCGG
Molecule: messenger RNA, 2526 nt
Organism: Alternaria alternata
Lineage: Eukaryota; Fungi; Ascomycota; Dothideomycetes; Pleosporales; Pleosporaceae
Product: MFS general substrate transporter
Exons: 3
Coding region: 356-2101 (581 amino acids)
Cellular component (GO): fungal-type vacuole membrane
Source: RefSeq, a predicted model, not a curated record